Neohortaea acidophila is the source of this 2658-nucleotide messenger RNA. Its product is annotated as vacuolar protein sorting-associated protein 35. The coding region runs from base 1 to 2658 and encodes 885 amino acids. Lineage: Eukaryota; Fungi; Ascomycota; Dothideomycetes; Mycosphaerellales; Teratosphaeriaceae. Gene Ontology annotation, cellular component: retromer, cargo-selective complex; late endosome; retromer complex. The record is from RefSeq and is a predicted model, not a curated record. Gene Ontology annotation, biological process: intracellular protein transport; retrograde transport, endosome to Golgi. The transcript is spliced from 3 exons.
AUGGCAUCAACGUCACCGCCGCCGCCGCCGGCGGGCGAAGACCAGGCGCGAUUGUUGGAAGAUGCCUUGUCCGUCGUCCGCCAGCAGACGGCCAUGAUGCGCAAGUGUCUCGAGUCGCCGGGCAAGCUGAUGGAUGCGCUCAAGUGCAGCUCCACUCUCGUCUCAGAGCUACGAACGAGCAGUCUGGGCCCAAAGCAGUACUACGAGCUCUACAUGUCCGUCUUCGAUGCCCUGCGCCACCUGUCCGUCUCCCUCCGCGAUUCUCAUCCCACCAACCACCUCGCCGAUCUCUACGAACUCGUACAAUAUGCCGGAAACAUCGUGCCCCGACUCUACCUGAUGAUCACCGUGGGCACCGUAUACAUGGGCAUUGAAGAUGCGCCCGUCAAAGAGAUUAUGAAGGAUAUGAUGGAGAUGAGCAGAGGGGUACAACAUCCCGUGCGAGGCUUGUUCCUGCGAUACUACUUGAGCGGACAAGCGCGCGACUACCUUCCCGGGGGCACCGGAGACGGGCCGGAAGGCAACCUACAAGACAGCAUCAGCUUCAUCCUGACCAACUUUGUCGAAAUGAAUAAGCUGUGGGUGCGGCUGCAACAUCAAGGUCAUUCGAGAGAGCGCGAACAGCGCACAAAGGAGCGCCAAGAGCUACAACUGCUCGUUGGAAGUAAUCUUGUCCGGUUGAGCCAGCUGGUGGAUCUCGAGACAUAUCAGAGUGUCAUCUUGCAACCUCUCCUGGAGCAGGUUGUGCAAUGCAGAGACGUUCUGGCCCAGGAGUACCUCCUUGAGGUCAUUACUCAGGUUUUUCCUGACGAGUACCACUUGCAUACGCUGGAUCAGCUACUCGCCGCAACCGCACGGCUCAAUCCGCAAGUCAACAUCAAAGCUAUAGUCAUUGCACUCAUGGACAGGCUAUCAGCUUACGCCCAGAGAGAGUCGGAAAUGAAGUCACCGGAGGAGCGGCAGAAGGUCGAGAAGGAGUCCGUCUCUUCAUUGAUGGAAAAGCUUAAGCUGUCCAAGGAUCAGCAAGAAGCCCCAGUUGCACCCGCAGGAAAUGGCGAAUUUUCUGCCGAGGGUGAAGCUUCCGACCAUGCAGAAGGCGCCGCGGUUUCUGGAGCUACAGCAGAUGCUUCAACCUCCCAAGACUCUGAGCCCCACACGAAUGGAGAAUCCGCAAAGAAGAGUGGCGUCCCGGAGCACGUGAAGCUGUUCGAAAUCUUCUACAAACAGGUCAUGCAAGUCAUCAGCGUGCAGAGACUCCCUGUGCAAGACAUCACCGCCUUGCUCGUAUCUCUCGUCAACCUGGCUCUUAACAUCUACCCGGAGCGACUUGACUACGUUGACCAGGUCUUCCAAUACGGCACCAAGGAGGUGUCGCGAUUCACCAACUCCGCCGACUUUCACUCGCAAGCAACACAAACCAACCUUCUCACCUUGCUGCUGGCUCCCGUCAAUGCAUACUUCUCUCUGUUCACGGCGCUGGCUCUCCCGAAUUUUGUCCCUCUCUUUCACGCACAGUCUUACCCAACUCGACGAGCAGUCGCCGGCGAUGUUGCACGGAGUCUCCUACGCCACGAAACCAAAAUCACCACCGUCGAGCAGCUCGAAGCAGUCCUCUCAAUUCUGUCCGUUCUGAUAAAAGAGGGUUUGCAAGCACCAGCUAGCGUUUCUGGCGGUCCGGUAAGACGAAGCCCAGCCAUCGAAGCGGAGGACAGCACCGAAGAACAAGGCUGGCUUGCGCGGAUAGUGCACCUUAUCAAAGGCCAAGACAACAUGACUCAGUUCCAAUUGCUGCAGAAGACUCGGACCGCAUUCGCAGAAGGCAAUGAUAGAACGAAACACACAACCCCGGCACUCCUCACGCAAUCUCUGAAGCUCGCCCGCUCCUUCAAACGAAGAGAGCACCUGUCCAACGACGACUACGCUGUGCAAUCCUCGGCGCUGUACAAGUUCAUGCACACCAUGAUCUCCUCCCUCUACACGCGCGUUUCUGCCCCCGGCGUCCCCGAUUUGUGCCUGCGACUCUUCAUCUCCUGCGGCCAAGUCGCCAGUCAGUGUGAGAACGAGGAUGUGGCGUAUGAAUACUUCGCGCAGGCCUUUACCAUCUACGAGGAAUCCAUCUCGGACUCGCGAUCGCAAUACCAAGCCAUUUGUAUCAUCGCAGGUGCCUUGUCGGGCUGCUCCAGUCGCUUCGGCAAAGAGAACUACGACACGCUGAUUACCAAGGCCGCGCUACAUGGGAGCAAGCUGCUGAAGAAGCCGGAUCAAUGUCGCGCCGUGUGCUACGCCAGCCAUCUAUGGUGGGCAGUGGAAAGGACAGAAAGACAAGAAGGCGACAAAGAACUCUACCGCGACGGCAAGCGCGUCCUCGAAUGCCUGCAGCGCGCCCUCCGCGUCGCCGACGCCUGCAUGGAUACGGCCGUCUCCGUCGAGCUGUUUGUCGAAAUCCUCAACCGCUACGUCUACUACUUCGACCAGGAGAAUGAGGCGGUGACGAUCAAGUACCUCAACGGCCUGAUUGAGCUGAUCCACUCGAACCUGAGCACGGCGGAGAAUGCGAGUGGGCUGGAGGGGCCGCGGAAGCAUUUUGAGCGCACGUUGGAUUAUAUUCGCGGUCGUGAGUAUCCUGGGGUGGAGACGAGGCCGAAGCAGGCUGUUUGA